Blastomyces gilchristii SLH14081 is the source of this 711-nucleotide messenger RNA. RefSeq lists its product as uncharacterized. The record is from RefSeq and is a predicted model, not a curated record. The coding region runs from base 1 to 711 and encodes 236 amino acids. NCBI's taxonomy places the organism in Eukaryota, Fungi, Ascomycota, Eurotiomycetes, Onygenales, Ajellomycetaceae. The transcript has 2 exons.
AUGGAGUUUCCGAACAUCCACCUGUUAUUGAGCUUUUUGAAGGACGCAAGUAUUCCUGUGUGUGUCGUGGGGGAACUUGCUCUAAAUUACUACAAUGUACCGCGUGUAGUCCAUGACCUUGAGCUUUGUGUUCCUGCGAACGAUCUCAGCAGGGCCUCAUCAAUCCUUGAGGCUCAAAGGGAUGUUGUUGAAAAGGUCGGCGACAACGAAUAUAACAUCUACACGGAAUAUAAAAGAGGAUUCCCUCGAUUUCGGUUCCAUGUCUUAAUGAUUAGCUUUUGCGUUGUUCUCUUCACCGAUGAGUACUGCGGCCUGAACCCUCUGCAGCAAAACCUGGUGUCCAAGCAAGAGCAUGAAGGUGCGAGAGAUUAUUACAGCAAAGAGAUUCUCGACUGCUUCUGUGCUGGGCAGCUCGCCACUUUACCCCUACCUCGGUUCGCACCGUUUUUCAUAGGCUUCUGCCGCAGCUAUGUGAAGAAGCAGGAAACAACAUCUGCCAUUGCCGCAGAAAUGCUGGUGGAUGGGAUGGACCUCAAAGAAGAAUGGUGUUGGACUCAUUUUGAGUCUGAAAGUGAAGAGCUCAGUUUUGCUCUGGGGCUGAUUGGCAGCAAGCAGUCACGGAUUUCAGAUUUUUCACCAAACACUGUGACAUGUUUCAUAGUGGACGAUCAGGAAAGGCAAAGGGUUAAAAAGAUUCCAGGGUUUUGUUGA